AUGACCAAUGUCACAUCACUGUCACCUCUCUGUAACAAAAUGACCGACUUGUACCUGCUUUUCAUUCUCGCAGCCUCGCAAGGGUCUCACCCACAGACUGUCUAUGUAUCUCAGAUCCCUGCAGUGAACUCCCCAGCUGGCAGCUCGGUCACCUUACGGUGUAGCUAUACGCUCAGUGAAGAAGCGACAAGCCCUGGCUGGUACAAAUGGUAUAGGCAUGUGACAGGUGGCCCUGAGGUCUCUGAUAACAAUCCAGAUUAUAAGGGACGAACUGAAAGACCAAGUCAGAGCGAUUUCUCCAGUAAGAGAUCAGCCGAUAUUGUGCUGCACAGAGUGAACCUCACAGACACCGGAAUGUAUAUCUGUUAUGUUGCAUUUAAUUAUGAGAAAUUAUCCGGAUACGGCAACGGGACAUUCCUCACUGUGACAGCUGCUGUUACAGAGAAAUCGUCUAGAGCACGUAUCAUCUGUGUGAAAGUCGGGGCUGCGGUCUUCAUUAUAUCCAUCUUAGUGCUGGUUUAUUGUUGUUAUAUCAGACAAGCUGAGAGGAAUUUAGUGAAAUAG
Bombina bombina (fire-bellied toad) is the source of this 564-nucleotide messenger RNA. Its product is annotated as natural cytotoxicity triggering receptor 3-like. Lineage: Eukaryota; Metazoa; Chordata; Amphibia; Anura; Bombinatoridae. The coding region runs from base 1 to 564 and encodes 187 amino acids. The transcript has 3 exons. The record is from RefSeq and is a predicted model, not a curated record. Gene Ontology annotation, biological process: positive regulation of natural killer cell mediated cytotoxicity; immune response-activating cell surface receptor signaling pathway.